AUGUCUACGGCUGCGGUAGACCGGGCAGUGGAAGAACGGAUAUACGAAACGGCGAUAUGCCCUCUGCUUUGCAAGCUUUUGGCUCUCUUGGGCGUGCAGCAGUACCUUAUCUCUUUCUGCCCCCUCUGCCUUCCCACCGGCGCCUAUCCUCAGACUGCGCGUCACUUGCCAACGCCUACAACCGCAACCAUAGCCAAACGUUACUCCACGCUCAUCGCCCUCGCAAUGGCGACUUUUAUCAUCGCGCGACCCACAGCCGUUAUCACGUGCCGACAUCUCUCUACACGAGUUUUGCAACGCCGUGCGCGCUGCUCGCAGCCAUACUGUGCCAACAGGCAAGCACCACGGCACGCGUCUCGAGAACAUGUCCUACCGGUACAUAACGUGGCUGCAAACGAAUCGCUCAAGGUUGGCUCACAUCGCCCAACUGCAGAGUACGUUGAUGGUCUUGGGGAGACACGCUGUGUUGAGCACGAGGGAUACGCCCGUAACGUCCACCGAGCCGUUCUUGGUCGACCAGUCAACGAGCUAAGCGACAUAUGCUGA
Molecule: messenger RNA, 546 nt
Organism: Dothidotthia symphoricarpi CBS 119687
Lineage: Eukaryota; Fungi; Ascomycota; Dothideomycetes; Pleosporales; Dothidotthiaceae
Exons: 1
Coding region: 1-546 (181 amino acids)
Source: RefSeq, a predicted model, not a curated record